UUGGCAGGCGAGCAGCCAAUGGCUUGCGGCCUGUGCUCCGGCUCCACGUCGGCAGCGGGGAGCGCAAGAUGGAGGCGUUGGUGCUGGACCCGUCGUUGUACACGGUGAAGGCCAUCCUCAUCCUGGACAACGACGGCGACCGGCUCUUUGCCAAGUACUACGAUGACACCUACCCCAGCGUCAAGGAGCAGAAGGCCUUUGAGAAGAACAUCUUCAACAAGACCCACCGGACGGACAGCGAGAUUGCGCUGCUCGAGGGCCUCACCGUGGUCUACAAGAGCAGCAUAGACCUCUACUUCUAUGUCAUUGGCAGCUCCCACGAAAACGAGCUGAUGCUCAUGGCUGUACUGACCUGCCUCUUCGACUCGCUCAGCCAGAUGCUGAGGAAGAACGUGGAGAAGCGGGCGCUGCUGGAGAACAUGGAGGGGCUCUUCCUGGCUGUGGACGAGAUUGUGGAUGGAGGGGUCAUCCUGGAGAGCGACCCCCAGCAGGUGGUUCAUCGUGUGGCUGUGCGGGGCGACGACGUGCCCCUCACGGAGCAGACAGUCUCUCAGGUGCUACAGUCAGCGAAGGAGCAGAUCAAGUGGUCCCUGCUGCGAUAGGGGGGGCCUGGUGCCCCCUGUGCCCAUCUACUGUGUUCCCUGCCUGCCCCCCCGCACUGAUCGCGCCAACAUGCCGCCUCGCUCCAA
Molecule: messenger RNA, 689 nt
Organism: Alligator mississippiensis (American alligator)
Lineage: Eukaryota; Metazoa; Chordata; Crocodylia; Alligatoridae
Gene: COPZ1
Product: COPI coat complex subunit zeta 1
Exons: 9
Coding region: 69-602 (177 amino acids)
Biological process (GO): intracellular protein transport; intra-Golgi vesicle-mediated transport; retrograde vesicle-mediated transport, Golgi to endoplasmic reticulum
Cellular component (GO): COPI vesicle coat
Source: RefSeq, a predicted model, not a curated record